GACACAAAUGCGAGAUGAUGAUGUUAUUGCGUUUCUGGGCCCCGACGAAGGGUGUACUUCCGAAGCCUUGGUUGCCGCUGCGUGGAACAUGCCUAUGAUAUCUUAUAAAUGCACUGAUACAGCGGUUUCAAAUAAAUCCGUGUUUCAUAGUUUUGCCCGGACUUUGGCGCCAGCCUCCAAGGUUUCCAAAAGUGUUAUAGCACUUUUAACUGCUUUCGAUUGGCGUAAGUUUUCCAUCAUAGCUGGCGGUCGUCCAGAAUGGGGAUCCGAAGUGGCCCAGGCAAUCCGUGCUUUAGCACUGACGGAGAAUCUUACAGUAAUGAAUUAUCGGGAAAUUUCUGACUACAUUCCGAUUCAGUCAACUCUGCAGAACAUGCAAAAGAUAGUAGAUGAAACCUACGAGACGACAAGGAUAUAUGUCUUCGUGGGUGAGCACAUUGCAAUGGUGGAUUUUGUCAGAUGUUUGCAGAACCGAAGGCUUCUGGAAACUGGGGAUUAUAUCGUGAUUUCGGUGGAUGACGAGAUAUAUGAUCCGACAAGACGUUUGAAUAUCAUGGAAAGAGAAUAUUUGGAUCCAUACAUCAAAAGGGUCAGAAGCAGGGCUCUCGAUCUGCAGUCAUUUCAAUCCGUCCUUAAGAUAAGUAUGUCACAUCCCCUCAAUCCGGACUUUAGAAAUAUCUGCGAUAAAAUAAAGGACUCUUCCAGAAAACCCCCUUUUUUAGUACCAUAUCACGAGAAAGUCUUCGAUAAUCUGUCGGUGCCAAUCUACGGAGCCCACUUAUAUGAUGCUGUAUUCAUUUACGCUCAGGCCAUUUCCGAAAUUUUGCGCAUUGGAAGAAACAUCCGUGAUGGGCGUCUCGUAAUGAGCCACAUAUUUAAUAGGUCCUACCACUCUAUUCAAGGAUUCGAUGUUUUCAUUGAUUCGAGUGGAGACGCUGAGGGCAAUUACACCGUAAUAUCCCUACACGAUGACGCCUCGCAGUCAUCAAAUAAUUUAUUUAAAAUGUCUAUGCAGCCUGUUGGUUACUUUGUCUACAACACUCAGACCACUUUGCCGGAAUUUCGUUACAUAAAAGCAGAUCGACAGAUUCGUUGGCUAAAAGGACGACCGCCUCAAGCCGAACCAUUAUGUGGAUUCUUUGGCGAACUGUGUAAGCCCAGGAAAUUGGAUUUACGUUACGUGCUGGCUGGAACAUUAGUCUCGCUAUUUGCGACUGUCGCUGUAGUCCUGUUGAUUAAGCACUAUCGAUAUGAACAAACUUUGGCAUGUUUACUCUGGAAGGUCGAUAUGAAGGAAGUAACGUUGAUUAAUGUCGAAAAUAACGAACUUGGAGGAAGGAGUAAGAACUUGAUUCAAACUUGUAGACAUAGUCUUACAACAGGUGGCGAUACCUCCAAGAGAGCUUACACUACCAUUGGACUUUAUCGCGGAAACAUCGUUGCUAUAAAAAAGGUUUACAAGAAAUCCGUUGAUAUCACACGAUCAAUCCGUAAGGAGUUGAAACAAAUGCGAGAGGUGCAACACGAGAAUCUUGUUGGCUUUGUUGGCGCAUCUAUUGAUCAUGGAGCCGUCGCCAUUUUAACGACCUACUUCGCCAGAGGCAGCCUGGAAGACGUUUUAGCUAACGAAGAUUUGCAUUUGGACCAUAUGUUUAUCAGCUCCCUUGUAAGCGAUAUUCUCAAGGGAAUGAUAUAUUUGCAUGAUUCCGAUAUCAUAUCACAUGGAAAUUUGCGAUCCAGCAAUUGCUUGGUGGAUUCACGAUGGGUUUGUAAAAUUUCCGACUUUGGAUUGCAUGAAUUUAAACGUGAGAAAGAGUUGAAACGUUCACUUUGGAGAGCCCCCGAAAUUCUGCGACACAUCAACCCUCCGCCUCGUGGCACUCAAAAGGGAGAUGUAUAUUCAUUUGGUAUCGUUCUUUACGAGAUCAUUGGAAGAAAGGGACCCUGGGGUGAACUUUCAUAUUCAAAGGAAGAAAUUAUAAAACGUGUUAUGAAUCCUGCUCUUUUUGGGGUGGGGUAUUUUCGACCCCCACUUAGCUUCCUUGACAUUCCUGAUUACAUUAAACAUUGCCUUCGUUCUUGUUGGGAAGAAGACCCGGAGAUACGACCAGAUAUUCGACUGGUUCGAGUGAAGUUAAAACCUUUACAAGCUGGUCUGAAGCCUAACAUUUUUGAUAAUAUGCUAGCAAUCAUGGAAAAAUAUGCUUAUAAUUUGGAAGGUCUCGUUCAAGAAAGGACUAUGUUGCUGUGCGAGGAGAAGAAAAAAACAGAUCGAUUAUUAUAUCGAAUGCUUCCGAAAUCUGUGGCAGAUUCAUUGAAGCGUGGGGAGCCAGUAGAAGCCGAAUGUUUUGAUUGCGUUACAAUAUUUUUCAGCGAUCUUGUUGGUUUCACCGAACUGUGUGCAAAAAGCACCCCACUCGAGGUGGUGGAAAUGUUAAACGAUCUUUAUACAUGUUGUGAUUCGAUUAUUUCCGGAUAUGAUGUCUAUAAGGUUGAAACUAUUGGCGACGCGUACAUGGUUGUAUCUGGACUGCCUAUCCGAAAUGGAGACAGACAUGCUGGCGAAAUUGCAUCAUUAUCACUUGACUUACUCGAACAAGUAUCGAAGUUGGAAAUUAGACAUCGACCAGGAGAAAACCUCCAAUUUCGAAUCGGGAUACAUUCAGGACAAUGUGUAGCAGGGGUUGUAGGAUUGAAGAUGCCUCGAUAUUGUCUGUUUGGAGAUACAGUCAACACAGCCUCCAGGAUGGAAAGUACUGGUGAAAAGAUGAAGAUUCAUAUUUCUGAGACAACAUACCAAUUAUUAGAACGUGUAGGGGGCUACAUCUGCCAAGAGCGAGGAUACACGCUAAUCAAGGGAAAAGGCGAAAUGAAAACUUAUUGGCUUCUGGGUCAGGAAAAAACACGAAAACACCGACCCAAUAAUUUGAAUGGAGAUAGUGGAAAUUCACCAUUAAUCCACCCCAGCGAUGUUCAACCUGAUCUCAUAUGCAGUGCAGAAGUUUACGAUCAUCCACCAUGCACGCCUUUACUUCAGCAUUCCCGAUUUCAUCUUCUGAAUGCCCGCGAACGUGCAGAAUUGAACCAUAGAAAAUUAGUUUGCAAUGGAGUGUAUGGCAGCGCAUCAAGUGACCAAUACUUAACGGCUACAAAAUCAAAAAAAUACGAUUACACUAGAAGUAUGUGUUUUAAUUGUCAAAGUGCUCGACACAUUGCGAGCAAGUAUAGUAUUACGAAUGGAAGCAUAUCAUCUGCUAGAGAGAGCAUUGAAGGAAUAUCUAGGGAUGUGCCCAAGGUAUCGGCCAUUGAUUCAAACACGAAAUAUUUAUGUGUAUGUGAUCUACGUUCAGGCGGGACAAGCCAUUCACGGGGCCCCCAAUCUGCACCUCACAUAACCUUUAUGCAGAGGGACGCGUAAGUCGGAUAGGGUGCCUAGGAAACUUUUCACACUAUCCGUAUGGGCUUUUCCCACCUAUCCAAUUUGAUGAAUGUCAGCUCCAAAAGCAAGAACAUUUCCGCAAUGAUCUAAACGUCUUAACUGUAUACAUAACCGUUUUCCAUAUCACCGAACUUUAAAAAUGUUGAAUGAUACUUUUUAAAAUCAGACAACGACAAAUUGAAAUCAGAUAGAAGUAAAUGUAACGCAACAUAAGCUUCCUGGAAU
This is a messenger RNA of Hermetia illucens (black soldier fly), 3664 nucleotides long. RefSeq names its product guanylate cyclase 32E (gene Gyc32E). NCBI's taxonomy places the organism in Eukaryota, Metazoa, Arthropoda, Insecta, Diptera, Stratiomyidae. The transcript is spliced from 21 exons. Gene Ontology annotation, molecular function: ATP binding; guanylate cyclase activity; protein kinase activity. The record is from RefSeq and is a predicted model, not a curated record. Bases 8 to 3418 code for a protein of 1136 amino acids. Gene Ontology annotation, biological process: cGMP biosynthetic process; intracellular signal transduction; protein phosphorylation.